Molecule: messenger RNA, 5962 nt
Organism: Pectinophora gossypiella (pink bollworm)
Lineage: Eukaryota; Metazoa; Arthropoda; Insecta; Lepidoptera; Gelechiidae
Exons: 14
Coding region: 119-4600 (1493 amino acids)
Source: RefSeq, a predicted model, not a curated record
UGCUGUGCUCAGAUUCAAAAGAAUUAAUUUGUUUUCGAUAAAUAUCUCAAUUUUGUGUUAUAAUUUGUGCUGGAAACCUUACAAUGAAGUGUGUCUAAUUUACUAAUUUAACUUAAUUAUGGAUGCGAACGUAUUUGUGUCGAAAUUGAAAGCGGACGGGUCAAAAAAUGACUUGACCAAUCUGGAUGAAGUUUUUUGUGAUUACAAGGAAUUAUUGACUAAAUUGACGGCAAAGGACCGAGGGCCCUUCUCUUUGAAUGUACUUUGUGUAUUAUGCAGGAACCUAGAAAAGGCGCCAUCUUGGCGGGCCCAGGUCAACUGUAAAUCAUUGGCAACACUGAGCAUUGACUGUGUUAGAGAAUGCCGGAGCUUGGAUACCGCUGAGCAGGUUAAGACGUUGGCCUGCGUGUAUCAUAUACACAAACAUGUUGUGAGACAGAACACACCAACUCCACCGGAACUCAUACUCAAACUUUCAUACAUGCCGUUUGAACCGGACAACCCUUUAACAGACUACUGCAAGACAUACUGGAACAUCCUCGCUGACCGCAUCACUUACAUAGAAAAACUUAAAGCGGGCAAACGGGCCAUUGGAAAACUUCUACAAAAACUCACCGAAGAUGUAGUCAAAGUCAUCAAAAUGUAUGACACUGUGCAGUUUUGUUCGACAAUAUUAACUUUUCUGGUAAAAAAAUUGCAUUUCCUCUACAACGAUACGUGUUCAACCGAAUUGAACCAAGUAUUCGGGAAGAUUUUUCAAGAGAUCUCUCUAAAACCUGACUUGAAACUGUUUAAGAAGUUGCCUGACAAGGAAACUAUGGAUGUCUACGUGAAAUUGAAUGACUGUCUUUAUGUCAUCGCUGAGAACACAUCGAGGAUAAACUUUAAAGAUUCCGUGCUGAACACAGCAAUACAAACUGCCAUAUCUAUUGUUGGACACCGGCCCGAUAUGCUGCAUUGCCUUCAAACGGUGUUCCUUAAUGGAUUCUGUAGCAUCUUAACCGAAAACCCAAACACAGCUUAUGUGGAAACUAUCAUUACCAGUUUAAUAUUAACAUGUGAAACGGCAGAAAAACUCGGUUACAUUAAAGCAAUGAAGACCACAUAUCCCUAUUUAAAUCAAUUCCUGAGGCUCUAUUUAGAGUUCGUGAUAACUAACAGUGAAAAAAGAAAAUGGCGGACAUUUUUCGGGGAAAAUCUGCAACAAUCUUCAUUGAAAUUAAUGUCGUUUCUUUUGAUGAAACUCAAAUCUUGUGAACAGAUUUUGAAGUGUGAUAACUGCCCUGUUAAAAGCGGUUUACAUGACGCGUUAAGACUCUCAUUCCUUAUAAAGAGUUUCAUAUCAAUACCCGUAAAAGAAAACAUGGAUUUGUCGCAAAUUCUGCCGCUCUACCACGCAAUAAUACUCACACAGUAUGACAUAUUGCAAGACCUAUGCAGUUUAGGAUGCAGUAAUUACGAAAAGUGUUAUAGAAAGUUGCAAUCAGAUGUUCACAACACGUCUAUCUUACUAAACAAGUCUCAGAACUUCGAAUAUUCUGUCAAACUAUUUGAAAUGUACUUGAAGAAUGAAAUCAUUCAUUUCAAAAAUGAAAACGACAUGAGAAACAUUAGCAGAGCUAUGUACAACAAAAGUAUAUGUGAACUGGAUUCGAAGCAAUUUGAAAGUGCAUUGUUGGAUGCCUAUUUGAGCUUGAUAUUUGCCUAUCCUGAAGGUUUGGAAACGGAAAAGUACAUGAGUUUAGUGAUGGAUAUAAAGGCGAAAGCGUUGAAGACGAAGGAAAAAGAUGACCAAACUGACGACAAUGGUCAAUUUGAUGAUCUACAAUUGAUAACGUCAUUGGACGUCUGCGCUAUUGCGAUCGAAGGGAAGAAAUAUGGGAAUCUGAAACCGUUUUUCUGUAAUCUGAAGUUUAGUGAAAUAUUGAAACACGAGUUUGAAAUGUAUGUCAGAUUAUGGCCAUCCAUAGUCCCUAUAGCGGGUGUUUGGAAAACUCUGUACGACUUGUCGCAACACGAUGUCCCGUGGUUGAACGCAAAGGACGAGAAUAUACGAGGCACUCUAUAUGAAAUAGUUGUACGAACACCAUCAGUAGUUAGAACUAUACACAGCGAUCAUUACUCAGAAAUUGUCAACGAAUUACUGGAAAAAAUUCAAGAUGAACAUGAUACAUCGGCUGAAUUGAAAGUAGUUCAUGCGACAUUGUUGUUCCUGAAGGCUGAAUUCGACCUGGCCGAGGCGAGCCAGAAGCACGGGUGGAAGGUCACUGAACCGAGCUUGGACCCGGAUAACCUGCAGCCUAUCCGAACACUACCACAAGAGUUUGAAGCAACCAAACGCGCCAUACAAGCCGUGGAAAUGUGGAUGGACAUCGCAAACGACAUACAUACAGUGGCAGUGUCGUUGCUUCUGGAACAUUCGCUGAAAGUUGCUCAAGUGUUCGUGCAAGUACUGUUACAUCUACACAGAAUGUUAUUUGGGCUACAGUUGGCGUACGUCUGUUGCGCUGUGGCUCAACAUAUUGGAGAUAGAGAAACGUACGUAAGGAACGCAAGCGCAAUAAUAUACAACGCAAACAGACAUACAGAGGAAGUGGCCAUGUUAAUAAGUUGUGGGAGUAAUUAUUGUCAGAAGUUGAUGGAAAAUGAUACUACAUUAGAAACCGCUCUAGUUUUCCUUGGCGAUUGCGCUAUAUAUUACAAUAAAAUUGGAUCAACAGGGCUGGCUGCCAAAUUAACGCGAGCGCUUCAAGCUAAAAUAUUGCAGUAUACUGAAAGAUAUCCCGACAAAUCAUUGAAUCUAGCGACCGGCCGUCUCCUAGAAGCUCAAGCGGGGUUGUAUACACGAAACGGGCCGAGUACGUUAUCUGCCGUCUUCGGAGUGCAUCGACAUUAUCUGACUCUUACUAAUAAUGAAACUAAAUGGACUACCCGUCGUCUCCGCUCCUCCACGUCUCGUAUCUCCACCUCUAUCGGUGGAGUGUGUUCGUCCCGUCUCUCUCGCCGCCUGCUACUGCCUCGUCGCGCCCGCGCAGCCGCGGGCGCCGCGUGGCCGGCCGCGGCUGCGCAAGCGCACGGCUGUAUGCGCGCCGCCGUCACCGAUGUGCAUAACCUGCAGGAUGCUCAGAUAAAUAUCGACAAUCGACUCAAAUUCAUCCUAGGUCUGCCUUCAUCCACCGACCAGCCACUCGCUCUUGAAACGACAACGAAAUCCCACCUCCUGUCCACCCCCAAACAGGAACUAGAGACGAUGUUGGAGAACCUUACCUUCAAAAAAACCCAAACCAGCCCAUCUUUGCCUUGUCUAUCUAUACCUGGGUUUAAAAUCCCGGAUUUCUUAAAGCAUGAAAAGCACUGCUUAUGUUAUGCGUGUGACAACCCCUUCAGCUUCAUCUUAGCUUCUCAAACUUCAGGAUUGGAAGCAUCGAUGUACUUCAGGGCAAAAGAGUUCGAAAUAGCUAAGAAUUAUUUCGAAGGAGCCUUUAUGACUCUAUCUUUGGCAGAGUCUAAGCUAAAAUCCUUCAAAAAUGGUAAAAAAUUCGAAAAGUUCCUCGUCGAUUUCGUUGAUAAGGCAUUGAUUGAUCAGUUUAGGGAAGUGGAGCUUGAUGUAUUGAUCGAAGCGGCAUUUUUUGAGUUGUCACAAAGCAACUAUAAGAAUUCAGACGAAUAUAUCGUGAGGAUACAUGAAAACUUGCAAGAAAAUCCAAAUGUUAGUCCUUAUAUGAGAACUGAAGUUCUUAACCUGUUAGCUGCUUCGGCUAAACUAAGAAACACAGUCGACAAAAGACCCAUAGACGAGUUAGAAGCAGAAUUGGAAAACCUAAAAUUGUCUCCGACUAGAACCGCUGAACCGCCAAAAACCCCAGAAACUAAAGCAGAAAAGCCGCCAAAACUCUCCAAAAUCAAAGUCAAAGACGAAGAAGUGCCAAAUACGAAACGCAGAGUCAUAAAACUCAAUUUGGACGACACUAAUUCUGACGAGAAAGAAACUGUUAAAACUAAACGCGUAUCAAAAAGAAACGAAUUCAAAAUACCUGUUCCUGUUACUAGUAAGCCUGUACUGGAAAGUAUAACGCCUAUUCCUAGACGUAGAAAACCAGAUCUACUCGUAACUCAACCAUCUUUAGACCUGCCUGGCUCGUCAAUUUUAGACUUCGCUACCCCAAAACCGAAAACUGGAAACCACACGGAGUUCUUUACGCCAAUGGAUACCCCAGAACAGUUUUUCACCCCAAUGUCUACGUUAAAAACUUAUACAAAGAGAACUCUACGCCAAGGGAUCGUUAAGAAUUUGGAAACUGAAUUUGCCACACCAAAAUCUGAGGCGAAAAAACAGUCAGAAAACACUUUUGACCAACUAAAAACUCAAAAAGUACCAACCAAGGAGACUGAGAAAGAAAAUUCUGAAAAGUCCAAUUCGGAAAUAGCAAAAGUCAAAGCGAAAGUGGAGUCAGGCUCAGUGAAGUCUUUAAAAGAUAAAAGGACGCUAAAACGGGCAACCAGCCCUGGCAAACUUGAUAAGGUUGACAGAAAACCAACCAGAUCCAGCAGGUUGCGUCAACCAGCGAAAUUUAAUCUCGAUGAUAAUGAAAAGAAAUGACAAACUGAUAGGUUCUGAGUCCAGUGCACACAAUUAAAUUUUAUUUUUAAGUUAUACCUGUCAUUUUCUUAUCCUCCGAAAAGGAAAGGGACAGAUUACCUUGGCUCUUUCUCUCUUCAAUUUCGCGCUCUGUCUCUGUUCUUCUUUUAUUAUGAUCAAACUACGUUAAAUAUGUUAUAAAAACAGGGUGUCAGACCUUUAUUCUGAGUAGUUAUCAAGUGAAAGGAGAUCAUCGGCUCUCCAUACUUUGGCCGGCCCAAAUUUUGAAAAUAUUGAUCCUACAGCUUUGGUGCCAUAGUAAUUAAAUGCUCAGACAGAUACGUUCAAAGGAUAUAUACCAUUAUUGUUACUUGGCCGGCACUUUACAUUUUGACCAAAAAUGUAUGAAAAAUACAGUUUUUUUAAUUCGAAUAAAACCGAAGAUAUUGACCCUACAGCUUUGGUGCCAUAGUAAUAAAUGCUCAGAUGGAUAAGAUCUAACGAAAUAUAGCAAAAUUAUUUUUUGGCCGGCACUUUGACUUCUGGGCCGAAAUCCGAUGAUCUCCUUUACCGUCGCAAAAGUACGGAACUGAAAAUAAAAAUGACACUAAAAUUUUCAUGAAUUUUUCAAUAAGAAACAUUUUAUUAUUAUUAUUAUUUAUUUUUUUGCACUGUCUAUCCCGCUACAUUUUUCAUUAAAUUCAUAUCCUAUACCUAAAGGAUGCCUGGAAGAGAUUGCUACCUUAGCAAUAAGGCCGCCUGUUGUACUACCAAUUUAAUUAUAAUACUAAUGUAUUUUUAAUGUGAUUCAAGUGCAAUAAAGAGUUUUUGUAUUUGUAACUUGGUAUCAACUCAGAAUCAUGGUCUGAAUCUUCCCCCUCAGUAUUCGUUACGGUGUCACUAACACCCAUACGCAUUUGUAUGGCUUUGACCACGGUCGGUACUAAACUGGAACCUGACAGAGGGCAGCAGUAACUGUCAGUACUAUUCAGAGGCGCACAGGAGUCCUAGUACGGCUUUGAAAUAGACUACUCUGGGCGCCAUCGCACUCGCGUCAGAGCACUGCGGGGCAGAAGGCAAGAGGGAAACCACUGCCCUAUUUUUCCCUAAAAAGUAGCAUGGAGAAUGCUACACCGACAAGAGCGUGGCUUUUAAAUUAAUGAUGACGUUAAAUAGGUUAUAAAUAGGGGCUAUUUGGAUUCACCCACUGUAUUUUUCCAAACAAAAGAAAUCCUUACAAAAUGAAGAUCAAAGAUAUCAAAUACUUGAGAUAACUUUUGUUUUUUUUUUUUGUUUCAAAGGUUUCCUGGUCUUAUUACUUAAGUGUUUGUGGCUGAACUUAAUUUUGGCAUUAGUAGAAAAUAAAAUAAAAUAUAUAUUUCA